UGUGACAUGUUUUGUAUACAAAUUAAUCGCAAAAAUAAAUUUCCAGAAAAAAUGGCGGAUCCAGAGGAAGAUGGAGAAUCAGAGAAAAGAUAUUUUAAAUUAAAUGUUCAUACUCCGUCCUUCUUUCCGGAAGAUCUUAUUAUCAGAAGUGAGGAUUUUCCUGAUAUUGUGCCAGGAGAUGUUGUGGAAAUAUAUCACGAGGAAGAAAAAUUUUCAAGACUUCUUCUGCAGGUUAAACCAGAAAAUCUCUACCCUGGCAAUAAUUUGAAAAACAUCGCUAAGGAGGUUGUGUAUGUUGAGAAAUCUAUUGCAGAAACCUUCCAUCUUCUUAACUUUAAAAAUGUCGUCGUCAAUAAAAUAGAAAAGGAGAAAAUAAGUUUGGAUGUGGUUGAACUUCUCUUUAAGGACCAGUACAUGGGUAGAAGUGAGAUGUGGAGACUAAAGAACAGUUUAAUUAACUCAGUUGUAUUUAUCAACAAGAAAGUCAACUUCUGUAAGGAUACUAUCCGUUGUACUGUACUUGAAAUGUGGAACCAAGGAGAGAAGCUGGCCUGCGGUCUAGUCACACAAGAUACCAAGGUUGUGUUCCGGUCAACCACUGCUAUGGUUUACUUAUUUAUCCAGAUGUCUAGUGAGAUGUGGCAUUUUGACAUGAAUGGCGAUCUUUAUUUUGAGAAGGCUGUAAAUGGAUUUCUAUAUGAGAUGUUUUACAAAUGGAAGAAGACAGGAGCUGCCCACGAGGUGACAAUUGUCCUAUUCUCUAGAAUAUUUUACGACGCUAAGGAUUUGAGUGAGUUCCCACUCUACAUGACUCCUUGUCUUCAAAAGGAUUAUAGAGACCGAUUCUAUGAGGAUUUUUACCGAGUAGUUGUUCAAAACGAGAAGUUUGAGGAUUGGUUUCCCACCCUCAAUCUUCUUCGUCAGACAUUCACAAACUACAAGGAACUUGUCUUGAACUAUCACCAGAGACCAGGUGUAUCCAUACCGCGGGCAUACAAUUCUACAGCAGCUCAGGGUAAUUUCCUGGAAACAUUAAAUAUUUCAUUAAAUACAUUCGAGAAGCAUUUUAUCAACAGAAACUUAGAUAGAACUGGACAACAGGCGAUGGUGAUAACGCCAGGUGUUGGAAUUUUUGAGGUGGAUCGAGAUCUAACCGUGAUCACUAAACAGCGGAUGAUCGACAGUGGUGUUGGAAGUGAUCUUCUGUGUGUAGGAGAACAACCUCUACAUGCUGUACCGCUCUUCAAAAUGCACGCCAAGCAUGGUGGACACCAUGAUAGACAAGAAGACUUCUCAAUGCCUUGGUGGAUAAAUCUAUCAUUUUAUACCUCAAAUAAGAAAAUUGGGUACUCAACCUUUAUUCCUCGUAUCAAGUUGCCGCCCUUGAAGAGUCAAGCAGUAAUGGAAGUUGAGAAAUCUUGCUACUUUCCAGCAUCUGUAGUUAGCUCAGCAGCUCCCCAAUCUCCAUUUGAGUAUGAUGAAUAUGAUGCUCAAGUCUUCAACUUGCCUAGCAACAAACCCUUUACAUCAGGAAGUUUAACCCGAUUGAAGAAGCAGGUUCGAAGGAAUAUGAGAAAAGGAAGUUCUGAAAUGAAGAAAGAUCAUUUUAAAAUAGAAUCUCAUCGAAAAUCCUCUAGACAGGGAAGCUAUGAUGAUAGUUUCUAUUUAAUGAAGAAGGAUUCUAGUCGACAGAACAGUUUAUCUAUAACUCCAUCAAUAUCUAUACCAGCGGGUUUAAAGGAGUCAGGAAAGGGAGCUAUGAUGAUGAUUAUCUAUUUGUCUAGAGGUAUGCUGAUGAUAAUCCAUUUGUCUAGAGGGAGCUAUGAUGAUGAUUAUCUAUACCCAAACUCAGUUAGUACAUACACACAGAGGAUGUAUCAUCCAGCAGGUCGAGCUUUGAUUAACCCAUUUGACGCGAGCCAUGUGACCGUCAAGUUGACUUCUAAUAGAAGGAGAUGGACUCAUAUUUUUCCGAAAGGUCCUACUGGAACACAUAAGCAAGCAGAGGAUAGAAUACUGGCACGUUUAUCCUCUAGAGGAUCUGAGCAUAAAAGAACUGAAGGAAGACACAGCCCUGCAGACUCAACAUCAUCAGGUUACUACUCAACCUUGAAGUUUGAUUGGUUUAAGCAAAACUUGAUUAAAGGGUACCGUUGUGUAUCAAGCAUGGACUCUUUAUCACCACUACAGUUCCUGAAACAGCGAGUUUUUAACUAUUAUUAUUAUUAUACUAUAUAUUUGUUUAAGGGUGAGUUCCAGACGAAAAUACUUCGUCACCGGUUAGUUUCUAAUUCUGAAGUAAAGUUUGGAACUUUUAUGUGGGGAGCUACUGGAGAACAGACCCUGGAUGCUACUAUAGCUACUGGUGUAGACUGGAAGUCUAUAACCUACCCGGCCUGCCUUCCGGUCACCACGGACUAUAAACCUGAUCAACGAACUUUAGAAACAGAAUACUUGAUCAGUGAAUAUAAUCUUUCUCCUGAUGAACAUAAUUCUGAACAUAUGCCAAGAUCACCUUUACAGAAACCUCCACUCUCAACAAGAGAAGUGUUCACGGAGUUAAUAUCUCAGAGGUUAUCCCAGAACUUCCAACUAAUCAUUAUAAAGAAUGAAUCCUUGGAUAAAACUGACGGUAACAUGACAAACCCUAUGAAUAGCUCUGGUCGGGUUACAUCCCUGGUACGAACCUUCAAGAAGCCUGCAAGCGAGGAAUACUGGUUGUCCAUAGGGAAAAUUUUUCACAAACUUUCCCUAACGGGACAGAUGAUAAAUGUUGUAAGGUACUCCCCGAAACACCCGUACCCUAACCUACACUACCGAUACAUGUACAGGUUUCUUGCUCCAGAUAAUGAUACAUACGAGACGUCCUGGGUAGAGUUUAACAUGGAGAAGCUUGAAACCUACAACUGGAACUAUCUGGACUUCUACGUGUGUACAAGAGGAGAUCAGGAUUAUUAUCUGUCUGAAAGCUUAAAGUACUGGAGGUACAGGAUGUAUGUUCUACCCCUCAGACCGUUUGUACCCUACACCAAGGCUAUAAUUGAAGGUCCAGAGGAUAUGAGGUGUGAUAUAUAUACUCGAGUAUAUCUGGAGGACAGGGUUAGUUUAGCUGAAGGAUUUCUCAAGUUUAUAGAAACCUGUCUGAAUAAGUUGAAGCGUCCAACCCCGCUUCCUGUUGAGAAACAGUUCCUUAAAGGAAGAAGCAACACUAUGGCUGGAGAGCUAAAACCUCCAGGCGCUAAUGAAAGAUCAAAGUUCCGGGAGCGAUUAGGCUCUAAUCGAGCAGUAGAGCGGAGUGGGCGGGAUAGAGCAGUGAGUGGACCGCCUAGACCUAUAGAAAGGGCUAGAACAGAGAGUGGUAGUGCUAGAUUGGAACCUGAUCUAAUUAAACCUCUGGCAAAUAUUCAAAUCUCUGAUUCAUUCAGUGAUAGCCAGGAGAGUGUAUUUAACACGUCAGUGGGAAAUCUACAGGAUUAUCAGCUAGUUCGUAAAGCUAUUUGGAGAGAUGCUUUUCUAAACCCUCGAGUUAAGGAAAAUGAAUUUAAACUUCUGCGGAGUAGCUGCACUAAUGAGGAGAUUGUAGAGGCGAUGCGGAGUGUUCCAACAGGGUUAACAAUAUUGCCUAAACAGGAGGCUCUACCUAAUCAUACUUUUGUUAGCGCUGAUGCCGUAGUCUGGUUGAUCGAGCAUGUUGAAGGAAUAGACGAGGAAUCCUCGGCAGUACAGUUGAUGAGUAGCCUUCUGAAGGAUGGAUAUAUCUGUCAUGCUUCCGGUCAUCCUUCUCAUCCGUUUAUUCAUGGAUUCUACCUGUACUUCUUCAACACUAAAGAGAAGGAUGGAGGAUCUAUUUACAAUGGGGACUGGGAGGCAUUUCAGGCGGACUGGAUGGAGGUUGAGCUUGACUAUUGUAGACCUCAAGGAGAGGAGGAAGGAGGACUACGCUUCCUUGAAGAGAAUCUACCUGACCGCUAUACAGGAACUGAUAAAUUUAGAGCCUGUUCUUUGGAUCCGGAUAUAUCAAAGAAAUCUGAACGCCCUGAAUGGGGAGAGGUCAAAUACCAAUCAAAAUACAGGCCGGACCAAGCAUUUGAAAUCUUGAUAAAAUGGAGUGUUGCAACCGGAGCGCUUUUAGCGGAGCUGAUUAAAACAUGGACUAUCAGAGCCCAGACUAAUCAGCUGUUUAUUAUUCCAAUACCUGGAGAUCCUUUUGCUCUUCCCUCACAGAACUCUGAUCCUAUCCGGGGACCAAUAUUCGUUCCUCUCAACACUGAUUGCCUACGGGUUGGAGGAGAGCAUCUGUUCUACAUGUUCCCAGAGUCAACUAGGGACCAUAGGCUCUUCCUUUUCAGGGAGGAGAUUGUUAAAAGGAGAUUGUUAGAAACCAGUAUACAGGAUUAA
Eurytemora carolleeae is the source of this 4398-nucleotide messenger RNA. RefSeq names its product GATOR complex protein DEPDC5. The coding region runs from base 7 to 4398 and encodes 1463 amino acids. Lineage: Eukaryota; Metazoa; Arthropoda; Copepoda; Calanoida; Temoridae. Gene Ontology annotation, cellular component: GATOR1 complex; lysosomal membrane. The record is from RefSeq and is a predicted model, not a curated record. Gene Ontology annotation, biological process: intracellular signal transduction; cellular response to amino acid starvation; positive regulation of autophagy. The transcript is spliced from 50 exons. Gene Ontology annotation, molecular function: GTPase activator activity.